AUGGGGACUACUAUUUCAAAACGACAAUCUUGCGUCUCUGUAACACACAUCGACUAUGAAGAAACAACAAUAUCAGCUUCAGUAGCUCCUAACUAUAGAAUACAUCAAAUAUCUCAUUCUUCUCAAUCUCGAAACGGUGAGAAAAUCAAAUGUGUGUUAACUGAAAACCAAAUUUUUGAUUUAGUGAAACGUGACAAUAAACAAUACUUGCAUGAUUCACUUCUGAUGAGUAUUAUACCCUCAAGUAAAUAUACAUCGAAUGAUUUAAAACAACUUAAUCAGGUAUUUAUUUAUUGGAUGAUGGUUAAAUUAAUUAUUAUUAAUUUUAAAUGCGACAGAGAGGUUCAUAAAGAACUUUUGAACAAUUUAGCUGAAUUUUCUCGAAAAUAUUAUUUGAAUAAUACAAAUGAAUUGAAACUGAUUGAUGAAUUUGCACACAAUUAUCAUGGACAUACACCGAUUUGGUGGUAUACAAUGACUAAUUUUAUUCGUUGUAUGCUUAAUCAAGCAUUCGAAACCAAAGAUAUCGAGAUUCAUAUUAAAAUGGCAUUUUUUAUAAAAGAUCUUUAUCAACAAUUAAAAAUUUUACAAAUGAAUACAGUAAAAACAAAUAAAUUACCGAUAAUUGUUUAUCGAAAUCAUCAAGUUACAAAUGAAGAAUUUGAAAAUAUCAAAAAUAACAAAGGAAAUCUUUUAUCAUUUAAUAAUUUUAUCAUAGCAGAUCAUGAUCAUGAAAUACAGAAUAAUACGAAUACUCUUAUGGUUAAUAUUUUAUUUCGUAUUAGAAUUGAAUCGAAACGUACAUCAACACCUUUCACUUUCUUUCAAAAUGACAAUGAUUCUGGUGAUGAACAGAAUUCUUUUAUUUUUUUCAUGCAUAGUAUAUUUCGUAUUGUUGAUAUGAAACAAAUUACAGAACGAUCAUGGGAAGUAGACCUUACGUUAACAUCAAAUAAAGAUGAACAAGUAACAUGUCUUACUGAUUUAUUACGACAUGAAACUCGAGAAACAGUUGGUUGGUUAAGACUUGCGCAGUUAAUGUCAGUUAUGGGCGAUUUUGAUCAAGCAAAAUAUAUCCAUAAUAAAAUAUUUGAAUUAACACCAGAAAAUGAUAUAUCAACACGAGCACGUAUUUAUGUUGAAUUAGGAAAUAUUGAUAAUGAAUUUGGAGAUUAUAAAUCUGCAAAUACACGUUAUGAAAAAUCAAUCGAAAUCCAACAACAACAAUCUUCUAGUCAUCAUUUACUUCGUUCUUCUUAUAAUAAUUAUGGUGAAGUUCAAAGGCAACUAGGAAAUUAUUCUAAUGCACUUUCUGUGCAUAAAAAAACUUUAAAAAUGAAAAAACAAUAUCUUUUUCCAGAUGAUUUAUCAUUAGCUAUUACUUAUAAUAAUAUGGCACUAGCUAGUGAAUCACUUGCUAAUUUUUCAAAUGCAUCGAAAUUUCAUCAACAAGCACUUUCAAUUAAAAGAAAGACUCUUUCAGCUGAUCAUCAAGAGUUUGCGAUUGCAUAUAAUAAUAUUGGUGAACUUCAACGGUUAAUGGGAAAUUUUUCCCUAGCAUUACAAUAUUUUGAAAGAGCUUUAAAUAUUCGUUUGAAAAAAUAUUCUACUAGUGAUGGACCAGUAGCUAUUCCUUAUAAUAAUAUGGGUCGUAUUCAUUGGGAACUAGGAGAUUAUGCUCUGGCAACAUCAUAUUUACAAAGAUCACUUGAUAUUAAAUUAAAAACAUAUUCAUGUAAUCAUCCAUGGUUAUGUUGUACUUAUAAUAAUAUUGGUGAUGUUCAUCAACAAAUGGGAGAAUAUGCAAAUGCACUUUCUUAUUAUCAAAAAGCACUUGAAAUACAAGAAAAAGCAUUUCCAGCAAAUCAUCCUGAAAUAGCUAUAACAUAUACAAAUAUGGGCAGGACUCAUCGAUCUUUGGCUAAUUAUCCAACUGCUCUUUCGUACUAUCGAAAAGCAAUUGAAAUCCAGCAAGAAACACUUUCUAAUAGUCAUCCAUCACUUGCAAUAUGUUAUAAUAAUCACGGUCAUGUAUGUCAAUUAAUGGGAAAACAUCAAACUGCAUUGGAAUAUUAUCAAAAGACACUUGAAAUUCAAGAAAAAUCUCUUCGUAAAGGUCAUCCAUCGUUAGCUGCGACUUAUAACAAUCUUGGAGAUGUUGAAAGACAAUUAGGAAAUUAUACUAAAGCAUUAACAUUUUAUGAACAAUCACUUGAUAUUAAAAAGAAUUCUCUUCCAUCUUACCAUCCAACAUUGGCUAGCACAUAUAAUAAUAUAGGUGUUAUCUAUCAAUCAAUAAAUAAUUAUUCAACUGCACUUGAAUAUUAUCAAAAAACAGUAGAAAUUCAACAAAAAACUCUUCCAUCUCAUCAUCCUGAUUUAGCUGUUUACUACAUUAAUAUAGGCGCUAAUCAUCAGUCAAUGAAAGAAUAUGACACUGCACUUGAAUAUUUUAAAAAAGCAUUAGAAAUUCAACUAAUAAGUCUUACAGCUUCUCAUCCUGAUAUUGCUGUUACGCAUACUAGCAUAGCAACUGUAUACGUAAAUCAAGGAGAUUAUAAAUCAGCUUUAAAGCAUGAACAAAGUGCUGUUGAUAUUGCCAGUAAAACCUUUGCACCCGAUCAUCCGAAGAUCCAAAUGUUUCAAAGUUAUCUCGAACAAAUACGUGCGAAAAUUAAAACAACAUAA
This is a messenger RNA of Adineta steineri, 2688 nucleotides long. Lineage: Eukaryota; Metazoa; Rotifera; Eurotatoria; Adinetida; Adinetidae. The record is from the annotation of a GenBank genome assembly.